UUUGAAUUUUGUUUGCAAUGUGUCCUUACGUGCUCGUCGUUCAAUAUUUAUGUUAACGAAUUUGUUAAGGACCUUACUUGUUUCGAACUGUGUUACUCAAAAUUAAUGCUCAAUAAGUGGUAUUUAAUAAGUAAUACGUAAAAAUGCCUCCAAUAAAGGGAAAAAUGUUAAGUUAUUCUGAAGAAGAUAUGAUGAAAGCAUAUAGUGAUGUAAAAUCAGGAAUGUCAAUAUCCGCAGCAUCAAAAAAAUACAGUAUUCCUUAUAGCACUCUCUCAUAUAAAGUUAAUGGCAAAACACCUCUUGAACGCCGUAUGGGUCCAGUAUCUUAUUUAUCUGCAGAACAAGAAGAUAUCAUUGUUUUAUGGAUAUUAGAAAUGGCUAAAGCUGGAUUUCCCGUUACUGUGCAGCAGUUACAAGAUAGUGUAUGUAAGUUAGUGACUGAAUUAAAUAUCGAAACUCCAUUUAAAAAUAACAGGCCUGGAAGACACUGGUAUGAAUCAUUUAAAAAAAGACACCCAGAGAUUCGUCUAAGAACAUCCCAAAAUUUAACAGAACCUAGAGCUGCUGUUACUUAUGAAGCAUUAAGGAAAUGGUUUGCAGAAAUUUCAGAGUUUUUUAAAGAAAAAAAUUUAGAAGCUGUAAUUAAAAACCCAAAGAGGGUGUUUAAUUGCGACGAAACAGCUUUCUUUCUUAAUCCGAAGGGCAAUAAAGUACUAGCAGGAAGAGGCAAUAAGACAGUAUAUCAGAAAGUUAAUGCUGAUGAAAAAGAGUGUCUUACGGUACUUUUGACCGGAAAUGCAGCUGGUGAUGUGCCACCUCCUAUGAUUGUAUAUCAAUAUGCGAGAAUUCCUAGAGAUUUAGCUCUUAGUGUACCAAAAAAUUGGGGUGUUGGGCGUUCAGAGAAUGGCUGGAUGACAGGUGAAACGUUUUUUGAGUUUAUAUCAAAUAUUUUCAAUCCAUGGCUUAACGAGAACAAUAUCGAAAAACCAGCAAUAUUAUUCAUUGAUGGACACACUUCACAUUUGACACUUCAAACUAGCAAGUUUUGCUCUGAAAAUGGUAUUAUUCUCGUGGCAUUGUACCCUAAUGCCACACAUUUAAUACAGCCCAUGGACGUUUCUGUAUUUCGUACCUUAAAAUCAGCUUGGAAAACUGGUGUCCAAAAUUGGCGAUUACAAAACAUAGACAGUCCUAGACUUAGAAAAGUACACUUUGCCCCUCUCCUAGAACAAGUCUUGGAGAACACAUUAAAAAAAUCGCUCUUCGAAAAUGGCUUUCGUAAAUGUGGAUUAUGUCCGUGGAAUUUAGAGGCAGUACUUCAGCCUACUUCGAAAAAUAAUAAUACCUUAAAAGAAGACCAAAAGAAAUCUCUUAAAGAAUUGAGAGAGGGGCUUGUUUUCAUUGAAAAACAUAUUGGACAGGAUAAAUUAAAAGUUUUCCAAAAUACGGAAAAAUGGACAGAAGAUGUCCAGGAUCAAUCACUUUUUCAAUUUUGGAAAGAUAUCAAGAAUAAACAUGAUAAACUUGUGCAAACAAUGUCUUCAAAUAAUGACGAAAUAGUGAUUCUUCCUGAUGAACAUGAAAAUUUAACUGAUGACAACAAUAAAGAAAAUUCCAUUAUUUCAGGGCUAACUUUAGAAGUUUUAGGGGAUUCAGAACGUAUAUUAACACCUUCCAUUGAAACUCGCAACUUUUUGAAUGCAUCCGAAGUAUCUGAGGUUUUUAAUAAUUUAAAUGUACCGGCCAAAUUAACACCAACCACAAUUAUUUGUGACAAAGAAAAAGAUCAUAUAACUGAAAUACUUGUUAAUCCACAGUCACCUGGCCUUAAGUCUCCUGUCAUCCAGUCGCCUCUUUCUUUAAAUCCUACGCAGCCAACAUCAUCAAGUAGCACAGCAAAACCCAUUAUUCCUACACCAUUUAAAAAUUCUUUAUUUUGGCCAAAGGAAAAGGAAAACAACAAAAAGAAGAGGAAUACUGAGAAAGUACCCGCAGUAGUAACAUCAGAAAAGUGGCAAGAGUACCAUGAAAAUAAAGAGAGAAAAAAGCUUGAACAACUUGAACAGAAACAGAAAAGAGCUGAAGAAAGAAAAAGGAAAAAACAAGAAAAAGAAGAAGCUAUCAAAAACAAAAAAAAUAAAGGCUGUAAAAAAAAGACUAAAACAAAUGUAUCAGCUUCUUUAAAAAAAGUCACAAAAUCAUUGUUUGCAUCAAGUAGCGAAUCUGAAUGUGGUACAUGGAAGCCUUCUGGUGGUAGUACAGAUGAUCUCAAUAGCGAUGAUCAUGAUACUGAAUUUAAUAUUUUUUAAGUAUUUUUUUUUAAUUGCUUAGGUCUUUAUUUAGAUGUUUGAUUGUACUUAUUUUUGUUGAUUUUAUCUAAGUGAUUUAAGAAGUUUUGUAAAAUUAUGUUGUAUUGUUUUGUUUAAAGUUUAUUGUAUGUUUUUUCUAAGAAGUACUCUUGUCAAUUACUGGGUCACUAGCUUGAAAAAGUCAUAGUCAAUUACUAGGGCUUUUGAAAAUUUGCCCAUCAACAACUGGUACAUUUUUAAUCUUCUCGAAAAAAAUCUAUAUUAAAAUCAACAACAGUGAUUUUCUUUUAUUAAGUUCAACCUAAGAUAAAUAAAAGGUUGGUUAAUAUUUGUUACUUACUUAAAAAAUUCUAACUAAAAU
This is a messenger RNA of Amyelois transitella, 2670 nucleotides long. RefSeq lists its product as uncharacterized. Bases 144 to 2309 code for a protein of 721 amino acids. The record is from RefSeq and is a predicted model, not a curated record. Gene Ontology annotation, cellular component: nucleus. The transcript has 2 exons. Gene Ontology annotation, molecular function: DNA binding. NCBI's taxonomy places the organism in Eukaryota, Metazoa, Arthropoda, Insecta, Lepidoptera, Pyralidae.